AUGUCUGCUUCGCAAUCCAAAGGCGGCGGGUUUUUGCGCUCGAUGUCGCCGUUGCCGCUGUUGUAUGGCCGCAACUCGGAUCUGCAGAGCGGGAACAGGCAAUUGAGCUCCAGAGACAGAAAAUACGUGUCCAACAUUGAGAAGGCCCUCACGGUAUUUGAUUCCGUCGAGGAGUGGGCAGACUACAUUUCGUACCUGAGCAAGUUACAGCGGGCGUUGCAGACGAACCCGGAGCCGCAGAUCAACCAUUGGAUCCCGAGCGAGUUCGAUAUUUCCAAGACGCUGUCCAAGUGUCUCUCGCCCAAACUUCCCAGCGGAGUGCAUCGAAAGGCCCUGGAGGUGUACACGCAGAUAUUUGAGAUCCUGGGUGUGGAAGAGCUGGGGCUGCACGUCAGCACGUGGCUGCCCGGGCUGCUUCCGCUGAUGUCGUACGCCAGCAUCAGCGUGAAGCCGCAACUGAUUGAGCUGUUCAAGACAUACGUUGUGCCGAUCGAGCCGUCGAUUUUGCGGGUCAUUUUCCGCGGCAUUCUGCUGAGUCUUCUGCCAGCCCUGGACGACACGACGUCCGAGUCGUUCGACGCCGUUCUCGAGCUCAUCGACAGUUUCAAGGCGCAGCUGGACAACAGUCCGCAUUUCUGGCAGUGUCUUUUCCUGUGCAUCAUGACGUCGCCCGACAAGAGGCUGGGGGCUCUGGAAUGGCUGGUGCGCCGGAUGCCGUCGUUUGGGGUCGACGGCGAGCCGGAGCUGCGCAAAGACGCCGUGCUGGACGCUGUGGACGACGAGACGAGGGCCUGUGUCACUCCGGAGCCGGGACUGCUGAUAAAGGCGUUUGGGGAGGGGCUCGUAGACGAGAACCUGCUGGUGCAAAGAGGCUUUUUUGACCUGUUGAUCGGCCGGCUGCAGCUGCACUCGGCCAUUCUCCAGGUCCUCGUUUCCGACGCAGACAAACGGCUGUUAGUGCUGAGAGCCACGGGGACCGUGCUGCGCAAGGACAUGUCACUGAACAGAAGACUGUGGAACUGGCUGCUUGGGCCGUCCAACUCAGAGCAGGCGCGUGCAGGGGGCAAGGCUGAGCAGCUCAUCACGGCAGAGACAAGGUCGCAGUACUUCCGCUCGUACGGGCUUGAAUAUCUGACACAGGCAAUUUUUGCGCUGCUCGAGGGCUCCGCCAGCUCGCAGCCACGAUACCAGCAGCGCAUCGAGGCAUGCAGAAUUGCAGUGGCUAUCAUGGACAAAUGGGAGAUCGGACAGUAUAUUGUGCCGAAGAUUCUUAUACCAAUUAUCAGGUGCACCAAGGAGACCCACGAGACGGAGCGGAUGGAGGUUUUUGAUGAGCUGGUGAAAAACGCCAACUCCUUCUUCGACAGCGUCGAGACCAUCAACAUUUGGUCGGACGUGCUACGGCUGAUCAAAGACGGCGAGAUCGACCUCGUGCUCUUCAUUCUCAGACAUUUCCGUGUGGAGGAGGAAGACAUGGUGGUGCUGCAUCUUCCGCUGGCACUUUUGGCGUCGCUGGCCAAGUUUGACGGCAGCAAAAAGUGGAUAGAGCUGCUGAGGGCUCUGUUGGCCCUGAUACCCCAGAGAGCCUUCUUGCCAAUCGAACACGCCGACGAAAGAUAUGUCAGCAUAGAAACCGUCGAUAACGCCACAUUCAAGAGCGAGAUCAUCGCCAAACUUGAACAGUACUACAAUCUGACAUCUGAGGAGGCUCAGCUGGACGCACCGGGCGAAAAACCAUACAACACCGCCGACCUGAGCGCCAUACUGCUCACAUUGACGACCCAUAUCACGACGGUCCAGCUGAAAACGCGACAGGCGGCCCUCUUUUACGAGUUUUCCGAGAUCGUCAACGAGCUGCUGGAAAAGAUCCCAAACGGAGCAAACCAGUGGAAGGACCUGACGCUGCUCAAGACCGUCAACGACUACCAAUCGGGCAACUUCAGCGAGGAUUCUGUUCCGAUUGCGUUUGGUAUUUCGCUUCUCUUCAAGACCCUGGCUAGGCAAACCUCCGGCGCCCAGUUGUUGAAGAUCCUGAAAACGGUCAUGGACCUGCUCUGGAGCUGUCUGGUGCAUCCGAGCGGAAAGUACCAGGUCGAGACAGUGAAGAUGAUUUGCCAGCUCGAAAUCAGCGUGGACUCGCACUACAUCGAGGCUGCGCUGUCGUCGUUGUUCCUUGGCUCCGAUAGACUCACGCGCAUGAAAGCGUUCAGCGCUCUAUGGACACACACAUUGGCCUUGAACGAGACAGAGAACAUUCUUUCUCGUCCCCUGAAGCUGCUGUUGGAUGAUCUCAGCAGCGAAAACGAAACCAAUAAACUGAUAGUCUCUCGUUGGAUCAAGUCGACCGUCAGCACCGGAUCCAUCAGCAAGGUGUUCCAGAUUCUGUGUUCUGGUCUGCUGUCCAAGAACAGUUUUGUGGCCUCUGGCACGUUUAGAAGUGAGGAAGACGAAGACUUCGCGCUUCUCCACUACCAACUAGCCACCAUUAUCAACCUUUUGCGCACCGAUCUGCAGCUGGUCUCAAUAUUCAAGAACCAGCCCUGCACACUCAACAACGAUGCCGAUAUCAGCAUACUUUCCAGGCACCGCUGGGAUGUCACCACGUACAAAUCGCUGCUUGUCACGUUCAUUUCGAGAUUUUUGUCCAUAGAUGCUCCAAAAUUUGAUAGAGCAGUUGUUGGUCAGUACUGCGGCUGUGUCAGAGCCUGCCUGAGCCUUUUGGAAAUGCUGAUAGAUGGAACAGAGCACGAAUUUACAGAGAUCAUCAGGUCUCUGACCAAACUGUGCAAGAAAGCAAGUCUGUAUGGCGACCCAAUCACAGCGUUCUACUUAUCCACCAUUUCAAAAUUCAUGAGACUUGCGCACGAUUCCAAGAUCGCGCUUGAGCUAUUCGACUACGAAAAUGACGGCAUGCCUCCUAAAUUUGCACAGAUUGUGUCAGACGGAGUUUUGAAUUCGAGAUCGUCGCUGGUUCUGGCAUCCUGGAUCUCUCUCAUUCUGAGCGUCACCAAUUACGCUCCGGAGCUGGUCUUUAGAAGCACUUUCAACGUCACCGCCUGCAUUUGCGAGAAGCUGGACGAGUUUUUCACCAUCAACACUCGUUUCAGCCAAACUGAGUCCGACGGCGACUCCGACGAAGCCAUUCUGGAGCUGAUUAACGGUCUGCAGGAACUGCUAAAUGCCAGCCACACUUACCUUUUGGCCUCAAAAUCUGGACUGUUUGCCAAAGAAUCAGCCUCAGGAAAGGAGUCCAGCUUCUUUGGAUCCGUCAUGCAGGGUGUUUUCCAGGUGGAGGCUCCGGACGAAAAGGGCGAGGAUCAUUCAAGACGGAUGGAAAUACUCAAGGCAUUCAAGCUGGCCGUGGAGACAUGCUACCGUAUCUGGCUGUGGUCAGACGAGCACUCGAAAGUCAAGGCCAAUGCCAUCAGCGUGGCGCCCUCGUCGCCGCUGGUUACCAGAAUGAGCUCGAUAAUAGGGAUCAACACCACCAGCACAAGACUCAUUGACGAGGAAAAGCCCUCCUUUUUGUCGUUUACGAAAACCGUCAACUACAAUGCCUCGCGUUUGAAAUACAGAACCAAGAGAAUCCUGGAAAGCAUUUUUGUGUUGGAGCCGUUGGAGACGCUGGAGACGUUGAUGAGUGCACAAAGAACCCAGGGUAGCCAUUCCGACAGAUAUUCCACAUUCAAGGUGAUUCAUCUUUUGGACGGAACCAAGUCAGAGAAAAUCAUUCCGCUAGCCCUGAAUUCGCUGAUGUCGAGAGUGAACAUGGCGUCGUUAGACCAAUCCAAACGGUCUUCCAUGAUCAAUGAGCUUAACGACAAGGAUGUGUCUACUUUUCUGACCGAGUACAUGGAGUCGUUGAGCAGCGACUCGGUGGAAGAGAUAUGGACGCAACUAAUGAGCUUCCUAAAAGAUGUCCAAACAAACAUGUCGCACUACAGACUGCUUCUGUCGGACAUCCUCAAGUUCAGCACUAUUGUUGGAGUGAAGCUAUCGCAAAUCAGUUUUGGCGAGCAGAAAAAAGUGCGCAAGGACAUGACGGACUCUUUCAUGAAAGUUCUCACGAUGGCCACAAAUGUCAAAAACGCCACCGAAGACCAGUCAAUUGCCUCUAUUUUGAAUCCUAUUAAUAUUCUGCCUGGAACAGACAACCACGACUCAACAAGUUCAUCAGCACUGAACUCGGAAUCAACUGGCAAGAUAGAGACUGGUGCGGAAAACCUCAAAAGUCCGCCAGUUCCAUCCAUGAGAGGAUCGUCGCCAAUCAAGGAGACUCCUCCGUUGGAAAAAGAGUCGGCCAAGGAGGAGCUGUGCACUUGCCUGGUUUUUGUUGUUCCAAAAGUGCCCGUCAUCGUUCAAGAGAGCGACAAGGUGGUGACAUGCUACACCACGAUAAUUAAUAGCACGCUGGCUCCGCUGCUUAAAAACAAAAAUGCAGGUCAAGUUCCAGACUAUGUGGUGAAUCUGAUCGAAGCUCUCAGUUGCAUGAACCAAUGUCUGCAGCUGAAGUUGUGGAAGAAUCUUUGCUACGACAUUAUGAUGGACGUCAAGUUCUUCGACACUCCAAUCAGCGCGCGCUGGAAUCGUAUACUGUACAAUUGGAUUAAAGAGGAUAAGGAAAAGCUGGACGAGCUGGUCACAAGGCUGGUUCCGUACCACGGCUCUUCCACCCUAUUCAACUGGAACGAUUCUGAGAUGUCAAACAAGCGGCUGAACCUCAAGCGGAUGGCCUAUUUGUUGCUUAUUUCUCCGAAGGACAGCCUGCUGAACAACGUGAGCGACCUGCAAUUUAGAGUGUCUGACAUGCUGAAGAAUUCCUCGAACCAGUCGCUAAAGCCUGUCAUUUUUCUUCUUCUUCGGGUAAUCAUUUUCAAAUACUCCGAUCCUCAUCUGAGCACGCUCUGGCCAACUGUGUACACAGAGCUGCAAUUUGCUCUGCACCAGUUAUGGAUGCGACUUGAAAGCCCAGCGGAAGGAGACAGAGUCACAGAUGCUCAGCUGGAGUUUGACAACGAGCUGGUCUUGCAGGCCUGCAAACUGCUGGACGUCCUGCUAGUUUUGAAGCCUGAGGAGUUCCAACUGACAGAAUGGCUGUUUGUCUCAGACACGAUCGAUGCUGUUUAUCGCGAUUCCAGCGUUCCGGUGCUGUCCCUGGUCGACAAGAUUAGUAACUUGAGACAAAUGCGGACCAAAGAGCUCCACGACAAAAUCGAGACCCGUGUGGACAACUUGAAGAGACCGCUGCUGGCGGGACACAGCAAGGUCGAGUCCGUAUACGACCUUCGCGAAUUCUUCGAGACACUUUCAAUCCACAACUAUGAAAGCGAGUACGCUCUAUUAGAUGCCGAUGCGGAGGCUAUCGAGAAGGACAUUUUCAGCGAUCUCUUUGGCUAG
Molecule: messenger RNA, 5397 nt
Organism: Ogataea haglerorum
Lineage: Eukaryota; Fungi; Ascomycota; Pichiomycetes; Pichiales; Pichiaceae
Exons: 1
Coding region: 1-5397 (1798 amino acids)
Biological process (GO): Golgi to endosome transport
Cellular component (GO): trans-Golgi network; endosome
Source: RefSeq, a predicted model, not a curated record